AUGCUCCCGGGAAUCGGUAUGUUCGGUACGGGCGAGGUGACCCACGUGCUGGUGCCGAUACUGCGCGACAAAGGCUUCAACAUCGUGGCGAUCUGGGGCCGCACGGGCAAGGAGGCGGAGCAGGCGGCGCUCGAGCUGAAGAUCCCGUUCCACACGGCCAAGAUCGACGACGUGCUGCUGCGGAAGGACGUCGAUCUCGUGUUCAUCACCUGCCCGCCCUUCCUGCACUCCCAGAUAUCGGUGAAGGCGCUCGGCAUCGGCAAGCACGUCGUGUGCGACAAACCGAUGACGCUGAUGCAGAGCGAUGCGCUGAAGAUGGUCCGCGCCAGCCAGUACUACCCGACGCUCAUCUCGAUCGUGAACCACUCGCUCCGGUUUCUGCCCGCCAUCGCGCACAUGAAGCGCGCCAUCCAGGAGGGGUACAUUGGGCCGCCCGGACCCUGCCUCGACCAGACGCUGAUCGACGUGAAGGUGCGGAUGGGCCCACUGUUCAACCGCAAGCGGUACGACUGGCUGUGCGACGAGUCGAUGGGCGGUGGGGCGCUGAACCUGGUCGGCAGUCACGUGAUCGAUCUGGUAAAGUUCCUCACGGAGCGGAAAGCGGUCCGGGUGCACGGGACGGUGCGCACGUACGCGAUGUACGCGUCCCACUCGCACACGGGCAUCAGGCGGGUGGCGGCGCCCGACGUGUGCGCCUUCCAGAUGGAGCUCGAAAGCGACGGCAGCACGUCCAGCGCCCUGGUGACGGUGAACAUCAACUGCCACGAGUCGAACAACGCGUUCCAGCAGGAGGUGGUCAUCUACGGACCGGCCGGCCAUCUGACCGUGCGGGGCGGCGAUCUGGUGGGCCACCGGCUGAACGCCGAGACGGGCGCCGUCAAGGAGGAGAUGCUGUACGUGGACGUGCAGGAUCUGCAGUUUUCGGCCACCUCGGACACGGCCCUGCCGCGACCGUACGUGAAGGGUCUGUGCAAGCUGGUCGGGGCGCUGCGGGACGCGUUCCACCCGAACAAGGAGAGUGCGGGCUGGAUCAAGGAACCGGUCCAGGCGGCGGCCACCUUCGAGGAUGGGCUGUACGUGCAGGCGGUGCUGGACGCGAUCCGGAAGUCGAGCAGCGAGCGCUGCUGGACGAAGGUGAACGUGUGCGCCGAAUCGCCGACCGGCCAGCAGAAGCAAAACGUGCUCGCGAGUGCGGCGGCUCGUAUCGCCUCCGUGUCGGCAAUUAGGGCCGAUCCCAGUAUUAAUCAUGCCGGAUACUUUUAAGCUGACGAUCAUGGGGGGCCAGUGGGGGGGGGGGGGGGGGUGUAGUGGUUUGCAAAGUGUUUGCGCUUUUUCUACAACAGACAACGGACAGCAAGCACACGUAAUGUGUUUUUUCUUCUUCUAUUUAUUGUGCAUUUUUUUCUCUCCUGUACUACUAGCAUUAGUAACAGAGUAGUGACUAUAUUUAAUGCCUUUACGUGAACAACAAUGGAGCGGGUUUGGAUCGCUGGCGUGAUCGAGAGACGACGUCUUUUUUGCAACCUCCGGAACCUCCCUCCUCUUCUUCUACACAAUGCAGGGGGGAGGUUCUUCUUUACUCGUGGAGUACAAAUCUUUACAAUCAGUUUUUUUUAAAUGAUUAUAUAUAUGAAUCGUGCGCGAUAUUUAUUUAAUUAGCUUUACUAUCUCUUUACCGUACUUUACUAAUUUAUUCUCACCCGUCCAACAUUUCAUUUCAUUCUAUUUUCUUUGACCAAAAAGAAGGCACCAUUGUUCGUUCCAUUUGCCGCUUAGAGUUAGAGAAUGUGAGAGCAAAAGUUUGUUUGUUCGUUUUUUUUUGUUUUGCUUGUUGGUUUGAAUUUUAACAUCAUGCCGAGAACAAUUAUUAUACAUUUAGCAGACUAAAAA
This is a messenger RNA of Anopheles gambiae (African malaria mosquito), 1890 nucleotides long. Its product is annotated as glucose-fructose oxidoreductase domain-containing protein 1. The record is from RefSeq and is a predicted model, not a curated record. The coding region runs from base 1 to 1263 and encodes 420 amino acids. Gene Ontology annotation, molecular function: nucleotide binding. The transcript has a single exon. Lineage: Eukaryota; Metazoa; Arthropoda; Insecta; Diptera; Culicidae.